Messenger RNA from Bombyx mori (domestic silkworm), 2811 nucleotides. RefSeq names its product conserved oligomeric Golgi complex subunit 5 (gene fws). NCBI's taxonomy places the organism in Eukaryota, Metazoa, Arthropoda, Insecta, Lepidoptera, Bombycidae. The record is from RefSeq and is a predicted model, not a curated record. Gene Ontology annotation, cellular component: COG complex. The transcript has a single exon. Gene Ontology annotation, biological process: intra-Golgi vesicle-mediated transport. Bases 340 to 2586 code for a protein of 748 amino acids.
GAGAAAGCUAUAGUGAAUAAAACAAUGCUGAGACCACAAGGGCAAUAAAAAAAAACACCAAACUAUUACCAUUACCUUUUUACUGGUAAGCUUUUCUUUAGGGCACUGUUGCGGCGUUUGAGCUGGGGUCAGCCAUUGCAUUUUCCGCUUACGGUUACGUAAAGAAUCCACUUUUCCAGUGAUUAGUGUGCUGUAUAACAUGAUACCUUUGCCUUUCUUAUUGGAAAAUGGAACACUGCUACGAAAAUUUCCAGUGCCAUCUGUCAUGUGUGUUCCAACACUUAAAUAAAUAUGAUUCCUUGUAUUUUGUAAAUAAACUAUUUUCACUAAAUAAAACCUAUGAAAAUGGAAGCAAAAGAUGUUUGUGUCGAAAUAGAAAAUGAUGAAUUUUACAGUAAGUUCCUAAACGAUUCAAUAAAGCCACUGGUCGGGGAAAAUUUAUCAGUCACCGAUCAAGUCACUAAACUUGCCCAAGGUAUCGAAAAACUCGGGAAAAGCUUGGAAAAGCAAGUACUGGCUAAACACAACGACCUUCUAACACAGGCGAGUCACAUUUCCGAUUUGGAAAACACGUUGGAGUCGGUACAAUCGCAAGUUCAAAACCUAUUACGUGGUGCCGAAAAAUUAAAAGAAAGAGUACACACGCCUUAUUACGCACUUGAAAAUCAGACUAUUAUGCUAGAACGAGUUCAAACAACAUGUAAUCUGCUAAGACAUGCAUCCAAAAUAUUAACUCUGUGGAACAAACUCCGAACCAUUAAAGAUAACCCUUCAAAGGAAGCUAUCAUACUUUUUGAUCUUAAUGAACUAAUCGGUGAUUACGAUUUCCAAGGCAUUAUUAUAUUAGAAGAGAUUUUGAGUGCCGUUAAUCAAAGAAGAAAUGAAUUAUUAAAUGAAUCAACUAAUUCACUUCAAUCCAGUUUACUAAAUGGAGACAAAGCAAAACUAUUGCAAUGCUUUAGAGUUUUUCAAAACUUACAAUGUACUGAAGAACAAAUUAAAAAAACAGUUGACAACAUGUUAAAUGAUUUGAAAAAGGAAAUUAAUUCGGCUCUCAAUGUGCAGAUGGUAUCCAUUGAAGUCAAAAAGUCUAGUUCAGGGAGAGUGGCUCCAGGCAAAGCAAACAUAAUGAAUGCACAAGAUUUUAAAUUAAAACUCUGGGAUAACAUUGAUAAACUAUUCAAAGUUGAUAUAUACAAUAGCUGUACAAAGGUUAUAAUGUUGCAAACUGUAAUGAAUGAAUUGCACGCUAUCGGAAACUUCAGAACUAUCGCUAAGAAAUUCUGGUCUGACUUAUGCCUGGUAUUUAGUAAUGAACUUGAAAAGAGUUCCUUGACUGUUAACCAGUCUGUAGAAAUUGACUAUCCUAAACUAUUGAAAUGCUUUAAUGAUCUUCUCUCAAAACUCAAAUGUAAAGAUUUGGAACUAAACAGAUCCUGUUUAAUUAAAUGGGAGAACUCUUUCUUAUCAAAGUCUUUGGGUAAAUUAUUGGAGCCUGUUCGUAGUAUAUGGCAUUUAAAUCAAGUACCAACAAUGGAUCAGAUUGACAAUGCUGUUAGAGUUAUAUCAGAAGCAUUGAGCAUUUCUCUUGGAGAUAAGCAGCUGAGCAUAAGCUUGGCCAACAGCGUUGCCAAGUCAAUCAAGCAGAUGAAUGUUGAAGCCGAACAGAGGCUGUCAAUGGAUAAUGAUGUCGCCCAAAUCAUUGAAUCACCCACCAGCUCACAACAGAAGAAUGCUGAUCUUUGCAAUAGCUUGUAUUACUUCUCAACUCAAAUUAAAAGAGUUCUCUUGAAUAUGAAUUCAAUGUUGCCUCAGGAGAGUGUCCAAAUUGUACAUAAUAGUCUAAAAGACAUUUCUAGUUUACCUGUACUUCUAAUGUUUGCUGAAUCAAUUAAGAAUUCCUUGUAUAUUAUCUUAAUGACAUUACAUGAUGAGCCAGAUCUAAUCAGAGCUGAUGACCCGAUUGGCAAGAGUCUAUCUUGUUCUCCUUACAUGAAAGAAUUACAACAGUUUGUGUCUAGAUGCAAAGAUAUUUACUUGUCCAUGUAUAACGAAAAACCAGCAUUGAAUGAAUGUUAUAUGAACAUAGCAAGAUCUUGUAUUGAACGGUUUAUUUACCACAUUUGUAAUGUCCGCCCUCUUAGUAAAUUCGGUAGGGUUAAACUACAAAUUGAUUGUAAGUAUCUCGAAGUAGCAUUGUCUCCAUUAGUUAGCGACAUGACCGAAAUUGGAGAUUAUUAUAGACAACUAAAAGCUCUGCAUCUGUUAUUGGAAAAAACACCUCAAGAAAUAGCAAAGAGUCAAUCGGAAGGUGCGAGUCUGCCUUAUUCUAUGGUCAUGAUGUUUUUAUUUUCCCAUGCAGGACAUCAACUCCUUGCACCCCAUACCUGUGCAGGGUGGAAUAUUCAGAAAUUGAUGCAGUGGUUAGAUACGCAUAGAAGUGAAAAAGAGAGGCUAGAUUUCGUAGCCGGUGCUCUACAGAGAUACCAAAAUCAUAUCAGACAGAAUCAGAUAGCGAGUUACGAUGAAGUCUACCCUGUGUUGCUACAAAUGCUAGAAGAUGGUAGAAAUUCUUUGAGAAUUUAAUAAUUUACUUAUAAUAAUUAAAUAGGUUUUUAACUAUUAUUUAUCUUUUUGUUAUAUGGAAAAGCACCCCACAAUUUUGAUGUUUCCAGAAGUCAGAAUUAAUCAGUCGUUAGUGUGAUUUCCGUCACUUACUUUGCGAUAUGAGAUACAUUUUGUUAAAUCUCCAGAAGUAUUUGUAUUUAAAUCAAAGUAGAAAGAUACAAAUAAACUAAAAUACAUUAAGGA